AUGGCGCCCUGGAUGGCGCUCCUCGAAGCCUGGGCUGUACAGGCGUUGCUACGGACGCCCGCUUUCCACCGCGCAGUGGAGAAAGUGGCCAAGAAUGUGCAUCGUGUUCGCCAUGGCCUCCCGCGAGAAGAGGAGGGUGGGACGAAACUGGAAGGACAGGAGGAAAGUGGGUUCACGAAACAUUUCAUGGGCGCUGUGAAAGGGCAGUUGGGUGCUGCUGAGCAAGCAGAGGCUGAAAAGAUGCGGCCGAGGAGCUAUUAUGAGCAGCUGAGGAAGGGUAAAGCUGAGGGUGGGCCAGCAGUUGAGGAAGAGGAGAACAUCGAGGCAAUGGAUGCAGAGGCGGCAUGGAGGCGGGCCAGUAGGCGGCUGGAAGCCAAGGGCAAGGCACAGCAAGUGGAUGUUGUGGAGGAAGAUGCCGAUGCGGCAUGGAGAAGCACAAGUAAGAAUCUUGGCCAGAGUGAAGCGAGCAGAGGGUUCAUGGGCAAGUACAUGGACGCUUUGAGGGAGCAGGUACGGGAGAAUAAGAAGGACGGGCGGUGA
This is a messenger RNA of Ramularia collo-cygni, 540 nucleotides long. RefSeq lists its product as uncharacterized. The transcript has a single exon. Lineage: Eukaryota; Fungi; Ascomycota; Dothideomycetes; Mycosphaerellales; Mycosphaerellaceae. The coding region runs from base 1 to 540 and encodes 179 amino acids. The record is from RefSeq and is a predicted model, not a curated record.